AUGUCCAUCGCACUCCAAGUUCCAAAUGAGUACGGCUACGUCAUCCUUAGCGGAGCCUUCUCCGUCCUCGUAGGCUUCUGGCACGGCGCCCGCGUCAACUUCUUCCGCAAGACCGCCGGCGUCCCCUACCCCUACAUGUACGCCACCCCCGAGCAGUACGCCGCCGCCAAGACCCAGAAGGAAAAGGAUGCCCUCUACCUCUUCAACUGCGCCCAGCGCGGCCACGGAAACUUCCUCGAGAACCACACUGGAAACCUCUACCUCAUGCUCGUCGCUGGUCUCAAGUACCCCGUUGUCGCUGCCGGUCUCGGUGUCUUCUGGUCCAUUUCUAGGAUCAUGUACGCUGUCGGUUAUACCAACAUUAACAAGAAGGCUGGGUCGGGAAGGUAUAUCGGCUCGGGCCAGUUCAUUGCCUUCUUGGGCCUUCUUGGCUUGACUAUCAAGACUGGUUGGGACAUGCUUGCGUAA
Scedosporium apiospermum is the source of this 468-nucleotide messenger RNA. RefSeq lists its product as uncharacterized. Bases 1 to 468 code for a protein of 155 amino acids. The record is from RefSeq and is a predicted model, not a curated record. Gene Ontology annotation, cellular component: membrane; nuclear envelope; endoplasmic reticulum. The transcript has 2 exons. NCBI's taxonomy places the organism in Eukaryota, Fungi, Ascomycota, Sordariomycetes, Microascales, Microascaceae. Gene Ontology annotation, molecular function: glutathione peroxidase activity; glutathione transferase activity.